AUGGAGGUCGAAGUUAAUCCCAACGAGGAUACUGAAUGGAACGACAUUCUCCGCCAACAUGGAAUUAUUCCAGAGAAGCCCCAGGACCCAGAACCGUUGAUUCAAGAAGCUCUGAUUGCGGCCGAGCACAGGGCGCAUGAGAAUCGUUUGGAGGACAAGGACCUCGAUGAGCUUGACGCACUGGAGGAAGAAGAGGACGAGGCUUUCCUCGAGCACUACCGCAAGCUGAUUAGCACUGACAGACAACAACGCCUCGCUGAACUCUCCAUUCUCCAGAAGACCAGCAACUUUAACCAGGUCUACCCCCUCCAAAAAGUUGACUACGGCCGAGAAGUAACCGAUGCCUCUAAAGAAGCAUUUGUCCUUGUCAAUCUCACCUCCCAGGGUGCCAACGUCGAAUCUCGUGUGUUGACUGAGCUUUGGCGACAAAUGGCGGUCAAAUUUGGUGACAUCAAGUUCUGCGAAAUUCGUGCCGACAUGUGCAUCGAGGGUUACCCAGAGCGGAAUACCCCAACCAUUCUCAUUUAUAAGGAUACUGAGAUUCGGAGACAAUUGGUCACUCUGCGGGAACUUAAGGGUGUUCGGACUAAGAUUGAAGACCUAGAGCAGCUGCUCAUUGAGAUUGGAGCGUUGAAAGAGAGUGACGUUCGCCUCAAGAAGCAUGCUGAUGAAGAUGACUACGCGCCUAAGGACGAUGACCUCAAUGAUGAGGAUUAUGAUGAUUGGGACUGA
Penicillium verhagenii is the source of this 732-nucleotide messenger RNA. RefSeq lists its product as uncharacterized. Lineage: Eukaryota; Fungi; Ascomycota; Eurotiomycetes; Eurotiales; Aspergillaceae. Bases 1 to 732 code for a protein of 243 amino acids. The transcript has 4 exons. Gene Ontology annotation, cellular component: cytoplasm. Gene Ontology annotation, biological process: protein folding. The record is from RefSeq and is a predicted model, not a curated record.